Meleagris gallopavo (turkey) is the source of this 6480-nucleotide messenger RNA. The record is from RefSeq and is a predicted model, not a curated record. NCBI's taxonomy places the organism in Eukaryota, Metazoa, Chordata, Aves, Galliformes, Phasianidae.
AUGACACGAACCUUUAGCUUUGAGGAAGAAUGGAGAACGCUAUUACCCAGGAAGAGACAAGUAUAUGAAUCAAACCUGAUAAACAACGGCUUGCAACUUGAAGCAACACGAUCGGUUUUGGAUGAAAAAACUAUUUUUGUGAAAGUGCAUGCACCUUGGGAAGUGCUAUGCACAUAUGCUGAGGUCAUGCACAUCAAAUUGCCUCUGCAGCCCAAUGACCUGAAAACUCGGGAGUCAGCUUUCAACUGGUUCACUAGACUCUUCAGCGUGGAUGAAAAUAUUAUCAAACCCGAGCAAGAGUUUUUCACUGCUCCUUUUAAAAGGGAACAUUUAUCCAACUUUUAUAUUCAAGACAAAGACGCAUUUUUCAAUCCAGCAACAAGAAGCCGAAUUGUUCAUUUUAUCCUAUCCCGUGUGAAAUACGCGACCAAACAGAAUUUAAAGAAGUUUGGCAUUAACAAAUUACUGGACACUGGAAUCUACAAGGCAGCAUUUCCCCUUCAUGACUCUAGUUUUGGGCACCUGUCAACUGAUCCCAACUGCCCAAGUGAACGUUAUCUUCUCUACAGAGAAUGGGCUCACCCUAAAAACAUUUUGAAACUGCAACCCCUGGAUUUCAUCAGGAAAUACUACGGAGAGAAAAUUGGAAUCUAUUUUGCAUGGCUGGGCUUUUAUACUAAUAUGCUGGUCGUGGCUGCAGUUGUAGGAGUUGGCUGCUUUCUGUAUGGAUUCUUCAUGAAGGAUAGCUGCACAUGGAGCCAAGAAGUAUGUGAUCCCAACAUAGGAGGUAAUAUCAUAAUGUGCCCUCAGUGUGAUAAAGUAUGUACCUACUGGAACCUCACCAUCACUUGUGAAUCAUCCAAGAAACUCUGUAUAUUUGAUAGCUUUGGAACACUGGUGUUUGCAGUGUUUAUGGGAAUAUGGGUUACAUUGUUUUUGGAGUUUUGGAAGAGAAGGCAGGCUGAGCUGGAGUAUGAAUGGGACACAGUGGAGUACUUAGAACAAGAAGAACAAAUUCGCCCAGAAUAUGAAGCUCAGUGCACUCAUGUAGUAGUGAAUGAAAUCACACAGCAAGAAGAACAUGUGCCAUACACUGCCUGUGGGAAGUGCGUGCGUAUAACUUUAUGUACAAGUGCAGUCUUCUUCUGGAUUCUUUUGAUUAUUGCUUCAGUUAUUGGAAUCAUUGUCUACAGACUCUCUGUUUUCCUGGUGUUUUCUGCCACAUUGCCACGGAACAUUAAUGGCACACAAACAAUCCGCAAGUACCUGACUCCACAGACAGCCACCUCAGUAACUGCUUCAAUCAUCAGCUUUAUUAUCAUUAUGGUUCUGAACAUCGUUUAUGAAAAAGUAGCGAUCCUCAUUACUGACUUUGAGCUUCCAAGGACACAAACCGAAUACGAAAACAGUUUGACCACAAAGAUGUUCUUGUUCCAGUUUGUCAACUACUAUUCUUCAUGCUUCUACAUAGCUUUCUUCAAGGGUAAAUUUGUAGGUUACCCUGGAAAUCCAGUUUAUUGGCUAGGAAAGUAUCGCAAUGAAGAGUGUGAUCCAGGUGGAUGUCUCCUUGAACUCACAACUCAGCUUGCCAUCAUAGUAGGAGGGAAAGCAAUAUGGAAUAACAUUCAAGAAGUGCUUCUUCCUUGGGUUAAGAAUCUAAUUGGAAGAUACUGUGCAGAUGCUAGAUCAGAAAAGAUUGUUCCACGCUGGGAACAGGACUAUCAUCUGCAGCCCAUUGGAAAACUUGGAUUGUUUUAUGAGUAUCUUGAGAUGGUUAUACAGUUUGGCUUUGUCACCCUGUUUGUGGCAUCAUUCCCCCUGGCUCCUCUUCUGGCUCUUAUCAACAACAUGUUGGAAAUCAGGCUGGAUGCGUGGAAGCUGACAACCCAGUUCAGGCGCAUGGUUCCGCAGAAGGCACAAGACAUCGGUGCGUGGCAGCCCAUCAUGCAAGGCAUAGCCAUUCUGGCUGUGGUGACCAAUGCCAUGAUAAUUGCUUUUACAUCUGACAUGAUUCCUCGUCUGGUUUAUUACUGGUCCUUUUCAGUCCCUCCUUAUGGGAGCCACAGCAGUUAUACCAUGAAGGGGUACAUAAACAAUACACUCUCUGUCUUCAAUAUAUCAGACUUCAAGAAUGCAAGCAAGCCAUUUUCCUCCUGGUUUGAGAACCACACAACAUGCAGGUACCGUGACUUCCGCUACCCUCCUGGGCACCAGCAUCAGUAUGAGCAUAACAUAUACUACUGGCACGUCAUCGCAGCCAAGCUGGCUUUCAUCAUUGUCAUGGAGCAUGUCAUAUACUUUGUGAAGUUUAUUAUUUCCUACAUAAUCCCGGAUGUGUCACAAGAGACCAAGAGCAAGGUCAAACGAGAGAAGUACCUGACACAGAAAAUCUUGCAUGAGAACGACCUCAAAGUUGUGAAAAAAACCAUAGGGAAAAUCGCCGACAAAAUUAUCGAAGGAGUAGACAGCACUUUCCGGCCCAAAACUGAAUAAGGACUUUUUUUUUAUAUGGAGGAACAGUUUUUAACUAGCCAGUGCCUGCCCAGGCAUUACCAAUGGCUAAUCAAAUGCUUUGGAUGAAUUUGCCUUACUGAACAUGGUUUCUUGCAGCUGUCACCUGCUCUGUUGCCUGUUUCCCUUAGGCAAAAGCAACCACUGAGACUCAGUUUACAAUUACCCAUUUUUUAAACCAGCUUUAUUAGGACAUAUUUUAACAUGUGAAGGUAAAAAUUAUCGUCUUAAAACGAUGCAGACUAACUCUGAAAUAUACAGAGUGCUUUCCGCUUUAUUUAGGUAUAAGCUAGUAGGUCUGAACUUGAAUAAAACUUCAAUAACAAGAAUUACUUGUUGUAAGAACACCACCACUUUCUCUGAAGGAGCUUCGAUUACUUGGUGAUGCAAACCCCAACUAAAAGAAGAAAAAGCCAAAAUGGAGGAAAGAGAAGGAAAAUGCAACUUGCAACCAUAUUGUUAAGAUGUUGCAAUUGACUUACUGAGCACUGUUGUGUGCUUCGCUGACUUAGAAGUGCAUACUGAGACUUAAAUGGAUAACAAGAUAUUUCAAUUUAUCAUGGGCUUGGAUCACAAGAAACAGCGGGACUGUAAGCCCGUCCUGUUUGCCAGCCUCUGUGUAAACAGGAGAAUUGAAAUCCAUGCAUACAAACUGACUUCACUGCACUUAGAGCAAGUGGAAAACUCAGUUAUCUUUUCCCUCAUCAGUGUACCUUCAUUAGCUCACUUGGCCAUUCUGUUCUGAAUGAACACAGCUUUUAAGGUCUCUCAGCUGUAACAGUAAUGAGUGUUAAACUUCUUUUCAUAAAUUAAAUAAUUCUAGAGGGCUAUCUUUUGCCUAUACCAUAGCCAUUCUCUUCCCUGAUUUUAACACAGAAAGAAUGCGCAGCUGGACUUGUUCUGGUGCAACACUGACAAACUAAAUUUAGACAAGACCAUGAAUCUAUUGAAGCUGCAGAUCAGAAUAAACCACUGAAUAUGCAUUUACUGUGUUACAAAACUUUAAAUAAUCAGGAAGAUGUUACAAGUGUGGAUGAACUUGCCAGAGCCAUCAACCAUCUUCACAUUAUGCUGCGGAUAUGCUUGGCUGUUUUGGCCUCAGUUGCAGCCUAGGAGUUCAGGAAUUACAGGGUAAACGUGUAUGUAGAGCUCCUGCAACAAUGAUGUUCCUAAUUAUUAACUUGCUUUCUUUUUUAAUGAUUCUAGUACACCAAUCUCUAUGAAUUGUGAAAACCAAAAUCUUAAAAGAAAGGCAAAAAUAUGUCUGCAGUCUGUAAACCAGAUGAUUACUGCUGGGUUUGUACUCAUAAAUGUAAUUCAUUUGCACAAUACUUAGGCAGAUAUUCACAUAGCUUUUUACAUAUUAAGAAGUUCGUUUGCAGAAACAAAGUAGCAUUGGUAAGUUAUAUUUUAUCCCAUUAAUAAUCAGAAGGAGUUAAACAUCUGAAUUUUGUAGAAAAACUUCAAAAUACUGCUCAAAAUACCUCAAGCCCAUCUAUUAUAAUACCAGCAUAUGAACCAGAAGAGGCAACACAUGAAGGGAAUUAUUUCAGCAGAUGUGACACACAAGCUUUCACUAAGCACAACUUUGCAAAAUGAUUGCAUAGAAGAAUAUGGAAGACAAGCUUGGUUCAAAAAUCAAACAAAGGUUGGAAGAUGAAAGACAGAAACCCAGAGGUUCCAGAGGAGACUCACAUUUCUGACAACCAAGAACUGAAGUUUGCUUUAUAUACUGCCCAGGAAACCUGCUGCCAGGCGCUACCUGAAGAUGAAAAGAUGCAGGACAGAAAAACAAGAUCAUAACCAUCAACAACUACUGACCAGAGCCAUGAUAAAACUGGUGCUUCUUUCCACAGGAAAUUCUACUCUUUGACAUUUAUUUUUGUUGCCAGUCAAAAUCACAACAAGUCUUUAAAUUUACGAGGAAUCAAAUAUAAAUUUGGCAGAUAGAUAGGAUAGACAAACAGAAGUUUCUAAACAAGACAGGACUUCUUGUUGAAAUAUAUCAUCCCAAUAUUGAUAUAACCAUUUUCCAGAAUGACAGAAUGAUUAAGGUUGGAAGGGACUUCUGGGUCCAUCUGCCCCAGGUCCUGCUCAGCAGGGACACCCAGAGCAGGGUGCCCAGGCCCACAUCCCAGCGGCUGCUGAAGGUCUCCAAGGAGGGGACCUCACAACCUCUGGGCAGCCUGUGCCAGUUCUCCAUCACCCUCACAAAUACAAAAAGAUUUUUUCUUAUAUUCAGAUGGAAUUUCUUGUGUUUCAGUUAGUGCUUGUUGCCUGGCUGUCACAGGGUGCUAUCCCAAGCUUUUCUUUAUAACAGAAUUUUGUCCAGAAGACCAUUUCAUGGAAUACCUUUGGUGAAGUACUCAGCUCCAUGCAAGCUCAGAGCUUCUGAUUUUAGCUUCAAGUUGUUGGCAUUUCCCCAUAUAUGAACUAGUAUUUUCCUAUCUGCAGCAGUGUUCAGCUGGGAAGUGCCAUUUCCAUCUCCCUGUAGGGGAUCACGGUGCCAAAGUGCCUUAAACACCCUCUCAGGUGCCGUGUUGGAGGGCUGGUGCUAGCAAAUAGGUAUCCUGCGACAAAGGCAAAAAAUAAAUAUCACGAAAUGGGCCAUCUCAGUUAAUUGUUUGGUCUUAAGGAAAUUUUGAUUGCCCUCUUUGACAAGUAAAGAGACAGGGAAACAAAGGAACUAAAUGCCUUGCCUGAGGAUACACUGUGAACAGUAGCAGAGUUUAAGACAGAUUUUCGGGAGUGCCUGGUAUUCUGACCCUUUUUUUCUUCCUAUGCCUCCCAGUUGCCCCUUAUAACAAGCACUGUCUGAAGGGGAGAUGGCCCUGAAGGUCAUUAUUUAAAAAACAAAAAAAAAAGUAAAAACAUGCUACAGCAGCAAAGUCUAUUUAUCUAUGACUUAGUCUCCUCCUGUAGUAGACUCCUAACCACCUAAAAUCAUAGAAUAUCCUGAGUUGGAAGGGACUCAUCAAGUCCAUCGCCUGGCUCCACAUAGGACCACCCAAAAUUCAAACCCUACAUCUGAGAGUAUGGUUCAAACACCUCUUGAACUCUGUCGGACUUGAUGCCACGACCUGGGGAAUGCUGGGUGAGUUUCUACAUUACCAUUUUGUUCAGAUCAGCAGUGUGCUUGAAACUAGUCUUCCACCUGUCCCCCCACUUUCUGGGUGGUGGCUCACAUCUGGUCUCAGAGCUCAUGAACUGGAUUUUUAUUGUCUUGAGCCAAACCAGGUGAUAGAUCUGAGGUAUGCCCAUGAUGGUAUACUUGUCUCCGGCAAACAUUUUAGUCCACAGUUCUAAAAGCAGAGCUAAUCUGCAGAGAGCAGUGAGCACUGGUGGGCAUCAGCUUCUCAGCAUCAACAUUUUGCUCAGUUAUUGCUUCCCAAGGGCCAUGCUACUUGCUAGUGUAGCCACAACAUCUAAUAUCAGAAAACACUGCAUCAGAAAUUCAGUUCAUUUUGCUAUAUGCAUGGUGCUUCUGACAGCACAAAGUGCCUAAACCUCUUAAGCUGUGCCAUGUAAAUAAGCCUCUACCUCCAACUGCUGAAACCUCCAACAGUGAGCUCUGCAGCGGCAUAGGAACAAAGUGCAUGUGGGGUGGGGGCAACUGCCGACAUACCAGUGUUUUUUUCAGGAUUACGUCACUUAAAUAAUGUUUAAAGAUCUGCUUGAAGGAAAAAUUAAUGUUCAUUUUAAACUCUAGAUCAGUUUUACUAUUUUUACAUUUUGUACAGGUCUGUAGAAGUCAGGAUGAAUUUGAAUCAGUCACCAUUUCAUUACCUAACAGUAAGAUAUGAGCAACAUAAAUUGCAGGCUGUUGCCACUGUUUUACUCUGUGUAUGCUGAUAAAAUUCAGAAUGGAAGAAUGUAUUUUUUUGUAUUUUUUCUAAGAAUGUUUGCUGUUAGAUUCUGAACAUUGCAAUUUAUAUUUAUUGUCAUUAAAUAAAGUCUAUUUUAAAAUAA